UGGGCAUCAGUUACUCGUGGCCAGAGUAGAUGGAAAGAUCAAGUGAGAAGCCAAAGCCAAAGCCUGCUUUCAGUGGUCUGAAAACCGAGUUGAUGUUUGACAAGAAACUGUGGAAGAACAUAUGAACGUGAAGUCCGCCCCAGUUGAACAAUAAUUGUGAUAAUUACCCAUUGUGAUAAGCGAAUUAAGCAAAGUGCCAAAAAAAAAAAAAACUCUUUAGCGCCUACAAAAAAGCGUAGAACAAAAUCUAACAUAAUAUUCCAAAGUUUUCUUUUGAGAGAAAUCGAUAAAAUACAAAGCAAUCAAAAUGCCUGAGCUCAUUGAACAAAGCAAAAUUAUCUCCGGCAAUGUAUGCGGUCUGCCCCAGUUGCACAAGCGGCGCCAGGACAACUGCGGCCUGUACAGCCACAUCCGCGGCAUCCCCAUCUCGUACGGCAAUGUGGACGCGCUGACCGCCGGAGUGCGCAACUUCGUGGAGGAGGGCAUCGCCCUGUGCCAGCCCGACCAGGUGCACAUCUGCGACGGCAGCGAGCAGGAGAACAAGCUGCUGAUCAAGGUCCUGCUGGAGGCGGGCACCAUUGUGCCGCUGCCCAAGUACGACAACUGCUGGCUGGCCCGCACCAAUCCGGCGGACGUGGCCCGCGUGGAGUCGCGCACCUUCAUCUGCACGGAGCGGCGGGAGGAGACGAUCCCAACCGCCGCCGAGGGCGUCAAGGGCGCCCUGGGUAACUGGAUCUCGCCCAGCGACAUGGAGGCUGCAGUGCAGCAGCGCUUCCCCGGCUGCAUGAAGGGGCGCACCAUGUACGUGGUGCCCUUCAGCAUGGGCCCCGUCGGCUCGCCGCUCUCCAAGAUCGGCAUCGAGAUUACAGACUCCGCCUACGUGGUGGCGUCCAUGCGCAUCAUGACCCGCAUGGGAGCCGCCGUCCUGCGCCAGCUGGCCAAGAAGGAGGAGUUCGUCCGCGCCCUCCAUUCGGUGGGUGCCCCGGCCAACGGACAGGUGGAGCAGCCCUCCUGGCCGUGCGAUCCCGAACGCACCAUCAUUCUGCACAAGCCCGCCGAGAAUUUGAUUGUGUCCUAUGGUUCGGGGUAUGGUGGUAACUCCCUGCUGGGCAAGAAGUGCUUUGCCCUGAGGAUCGGCAGCACCAUUGCCAAGAGGGAGGGCUGGCUGGCCGAGCACAUGCUGAUCCUGGGCAUCACCGAUCCCAAGGGCGAGAAGAAGUACAUCACCGCCGCCUUUCCUUCGGCCUGUGGCAAGACCAAUCUGGCCAUGCUUAACCCCUCGCUGGCCAACUACAAGGUGGAGUGUGUGGGCGACGACAUCGCCUGGAUGAAGUUCGACUCGCAGGGCGUGCUGCGGGCCAUCAACCCGGAGAACGGGUUCUUUGGCGUGGCCCCGGGCACCUCGAUGGAGACCAAUCCCAUUGCCAUGAAGACCGUCUUCCAGAACACCAUCUUCACGAACGUGGCCUCCACCUCCGACGGCGGCGUCUUCUGGGAGGGCAUGGAGAGCAGUCUGGCCCCCAAUGUCCAGAUCACCGACUGGCUGGGCAAGCCCUGGACCAAGGAGUCCGGCAAGCCGGCCGCCCAUCCCAACUCCCGCUUCUGCACCCCGGCCGCCCAGUGCCCGAUCAUCGACGGCGCCUGGGAGGAUCCGGCGGGAGUGCCCAUCUCGGCCAUGCUCUUCGGAGGACGUCGUCCCGCUGGAGUGCCGCUGAUCUACGAGGCACGCGACUGGACGCACGGCGUCUUCAUUGGCGCCGCCAUGCGGAGCGAGGCUACCGCCGCCGCCGAGCAUGUGGGCAAGGUGAUCAUGCACGAUCCCUUCGCCAUGCGGCCCUUCUUCGGCUACAACUUCGGCGACUACGUGGCCCACUGGCUGAGCAUGGAGCAGCGCGGCCAGGUGCCCAAGAUCUUCCACGUCAACUGGUUCCGCAAGAGCGCCGAGGGCAAGUUCAUGUGGCCCGGAUACGGCGAGAACUCGCGCGUCCUGGACUGGAUCCUGCGCAGGAUCAAUGGCGAGGCCUGCUCCGUGGACUCGGCCAUUGGACACAUUCCCGCCGAGGGAGCCCUCAACCUGGCUGGCAUGAAGGAGCAGGUGGACGAGGCUGAGAUCUUCUCGCUGCCCAAGGAGUUCUGGUCGCAGGAGGUCAAGGACAUCCGCACCUACUUCGAGUCGCAAGUGGGCGCCGAUCUGCCAGCCAGCAUUUAUCAGCAGCUGGAUGAGCUGUCUGCCCGCGUCGCCAACCUCUAAGAAGGGUUGAUGAAGUGCAUCCUAACAUAAACAUCUUUACCCGCCCCAAAUACCUGCUCGCCAUCUGUACUAUCCCGUACCGCCCCCCCAUACUCACCCCUACUAUGUUAUCCUGUACCCCAACACCAUAUUUAGUCGUUUCCCUAGUGUUUAAGCCGAAGACUUCCAAACUAUUUAUUGCAUAAGCAGCUUUAAGUUUAGCCAGUAAGCCAACAUACAAAAAACGUGAAAAAAAUAAAACAGAUGAUUUUAUAACCUACAAA
Drosophila elegans is the source of this 2514-nucleotide messenger RNA. RefSeq names its product phosphoenolpyruvate carboxykinase [GTP] (gene Pepck1). Gene Ontology annotation, cellular component: cytosol. Bases 308 to 2251 code for a protein of 647 amino acids. The transcript has 2 exons. Lineage: Eukaryota; Metazoa; Arthropoda; Insecta; Diptera; Drosophilidae. The record is from RefSeq and is a predicted model, not a curated record. Gene Ontology annotation, molecular function: manganese ion binding; GTP binding; phosphoenolpyruvate carboxykinase (GTP) activity. Gene Ontology annotation, biological process: cellular response to insulin stimulus; response to starvation; hepatocyte differentiation.